UUUUUUAUUUUAACGUAAUACUUCAGUAGCUACAGUUAUGUGUUGAGAUCAGUUGGAAAACGACGAAGAUAUUUAAAGUUCAGGAAAAAUGGCUGCCCCAUGCGAAAUACGAAAACGAAAAUAUUUUCGAAAAUUUCUCCUUGAUAUUGACACGAAUUUGCUCGAAAGUCAAACAAAUGAAAAGUUUUUUUCUUAAUGCUUGAAAAUGAGUGCGGAAAUCGGACUUCGAUGGAGACGUGCGUUCGAAGAGAAAAAGGAUUUGAAAGAACAUAUUGAAUUGCAUCUGAAGGAAAUCGCUGUUCGUUCCUACGCCAUUUCAAGAGAUCCUGUGCUUCAAAUAUCUCUGCGAGAGGAACUCGUACAACAUGAUGUUUUCGACGUGUUGGAGUGGUUUGUUUUUGGAGAUGAACCUGAUUUUGGUAAAAGAAAGCUGGCAGAUCUCAAUCAACCACCUUCAAUUUGCGGUAAAAUUUUCAAAACCAACGAGCCAACAUACUCUUGCAGGGAUUGUGCAGUUGAUGGAACAUGUGUUUUGUGUAUGGCUUGUUUUGAGAAGAGCAUUCAUAAAAAUCACAACUAUAGGCUCUACACUUCAGCAGGGGGAGGCUGUUGUGACUGUGGAGAUGUGGAAGCUUGGAAACAGGGGGCAGCAUGCGAGAUCCACGCUAAGAGAUACGAUCAUUCUUCAGAUGAGGAUUUGCUCAAGAUUUUGCCUCAGAAUGUUGCAGAUCAAGCAAGAUUUUUGUUCAAUGUUAUUUUGGAUUUUUGUGUGGGCAUGAUUUGUGAUCCGAACAGAGCAUGUGAAGAAUUUAGCAUGUUAAAUAAUUCACAUAAAGAUUCACAUGUUGUUAUGCUUUAUAAUGAUGAAAGUCACACAUUUCAAGGAGUGAUCACAGCGCUGCAGAAAGUGAUACCCCAAUGCUCAAUAAAGUUGGGAAAAGAUAUUGCCACUGUAGUUGACAGAGAGGGACGUUCUAGUGUUUACUUUGGGCCGCACAAUAUGUCUCUUGAAGUUUCGCGGGAUCUUCGGAAACAUAGCAGAGGGCCUACAGGCCCAUUGCGUUGUGAGGCGAUUCACAUUAAUGUUGUUGCUUACCAACUUAUGGCGUUUAAACUCAUGGAAUGGCUUUCAACUUUCAUAGAUUGUUCAGACUGCCUUCGACGUCUUCACGCUGACAUUUCCACGACACCACGGCACGGUGAAGAUAGUUAUCUUGCUAAAGUACUUUGCUCUGAUGCUAAGCUUUGGAAAGUGGCAAGAUUUCAUACUCAUCAAUUGUUUAUGCAUUCGUUGCUUAAAGAUUCAUUCGGAAAACGCGCUCUUGCUAUCGAAUUCACCAAGAAUUAUUCAGCUGUUCUCAGUGAUUUCUUAGCCGAUGACCAGGACCAUUCUAUCUCUGCGUCUUCGUUGUCUGUUCAAAUAUUUACUGUCCCUAGUCUGGUUCAAAUGCUUGCGGUGAACUGCGAUCUGUUGGAAGUUGUAAUCGAUGUUCUUUUGAAGAAAACUUCUCCUUUUCUUGGAGAUGAUAAAAUCAUAGAUUUAAGUCGUGAUGAACGCAGGAAAUCAGGACGCUUGUAUUAUGUUAUCCACGACUUAAGAUACAUCUUGCAAAAUAAGCCCAGCUCUUGGACUGAUAGUUUAAAAAUGAAAUUUUACAAUUUUCUUGAACGUUACCUAAAUCUUCUGCAACGUUUUCAGGAAGUGAACAUGAUAAGGCGGGCCACAAGUGUCCAUGUGGAAAUUGAACCGGAAUGGCAUUUAACGUUUGACUUUGCUAUGCGUCUUUCAUUGCUUACGCCUCACAUAAUGCAAUGGUGUGGUAGUCAUAGAGAUAUUUUGAUAAAAUCCAUCGCAAUCACAUUGAAAUGUUUGAGAGACGUGACGCGAUCGUUCGGCGCCAAAAAACAUCGAGAGGGCGAAAAAACCAUGACCUUAUUCAACUUUGAUGUAUCUUCUGAAAAAGUCUCUGUACACAUACCGAUCGUUAGAUUUUUAGCCGGCUUGAUUGGCUGUUGUGCAAAAUACUCGCUUGAUGCGCAAAAUAUGUUGGAAAUAAAAGGAGAUGACGAUUUAUUAACUUAUAUGGCCUAUCCGUUGAAAGUCUUAGUGUUUGCUGCUCAGGUUAAAUCGGGAAUGUGGAGGAGAAACGGUUUUUCUGUACAACAUCAGAUUCAUGCUUAUUGUCAAGAUACUUGCGCCUGCGAAAUGUACGACAAGGAUAUUUUCUUCAUGCAGGUCUUGGCAUCUUGUAUGGAUAAAGAACAUUUUUUUCUUAUUUUGCUUGACAUGUUCCAACUAACAUCUUGGGCUUCGGAGAGCUACAGUGUCAAUAAGAAGGACGAGAGCACAAUCAAUCAACAGCUUGCUUUGGCCGCUGAAUUUCUCCAUCUUUUGAUCAUAUUAUUGGGAGAGAGAUACAACAGCACUAUUGGUAUAGUAGACAAAGACAGUGAAGUUAGACGUGAGAUUAUUCACAGAUUGUGUUUGGGCGAUGUGUCGCGCAGUGAGUUGUUUCGUGGAUUGUCUUUCGUGGAGUCUGAGUAUGAACGUAGGGGAGAGAUUGAUGGCAUCAUCAAUUCCGUGGCGACUUUCAAAAAACCUGCCCGUUCUGGUAAGGGGAUAUACAAACUGAAGAAAGAGUGCUUGUCGGAGUUCAACCCGUAUUUCUACCAUUAUACGAAGAAUCUACAAUCAAAGGCUGAAGAUUACAUGAAGAAAAGAUGCAAAGAAGAAAAAUUACCGGAAUUUUUUGCUCCACCUGCUCCCGUCGACUUUCUUUCAUCAUACUCCAGUAUCACUAAACUACUGAUCUCAAACAAGAUGAUUCAACUGUUCACCAUCUUGAUAUGGCGGAUCAAGAAAGGCAGUCCCCGAUCAUGGACGGAUCGAAUUUUCCAUGAGAUUUUGUACCUCAUUUGUUUGGGUCUUUGCGAAGAGAAGAAACAAAGAAAAAAUGGUCGUGUGUUUGGCUUUGUCAGCGCUGCAAAUGCGCGAAACCAUUGCGCUCGGUCAAACCUGUCUUUAUUUGAACGUUUAAAAGCUUUGCAAGGUGAACCGAUUGUUCAAGGUCACAGUUCACUCCUAUGUUACACAAUCCAGAAAUUUCGUGAACAGUUGGGAUCAGAGAGUGAUUCUACUGACUCUGGUGCUAUACUUCCUCAACCAAUGGACGUCUCAGAUGUCAAGUCAUGUGACACGGAGAAAAUUAUGAAACGACAGGCCUCUGAAGAAAGGCGGAAAAGAGUUUUACAGCAAAUGGCAAAUAUGCAGAAAGCAUUCAUUAAACAAAAUUCUGACCUAUAUUUGUCGACAGAAACUGAUGUUAGUGAAUCUUCUAAAAAUGAAGUGGAUGCAUUUCAAGGAUUAAAAAAUCCACAAAAGUCUGUGAUUGGAAUCGGAAACAAUCGUGAUUCUUCUAUUACGGUGCCUCGCGAGUCACUUAUUUGUAUAUUAUGUCAAGCGAGCCCAAAUUCUUCCAAUAAACCGCUGGUGUCGUGUGCUUUUGUACAGCGGUCGACCGUGCUAUCAGACAAUCACCAUCAGGACCUUGAAGAAGGGGAUACAGCAGAUCCACUGCUAUCAUAUAGGGAUCGACGUGUCGGGGUCCAUGUGGGCAGCUGUGGUCAUGUAAUGCACGGUGAUUGUUGGGUACGGUUCUUUGAAUCUAUAUUAACCAAUGAGCGACUUUCAUUGAGAUCACGAAUACUCAACACGUUUGAUUUGACAAGAAGGGAGUUUUUAUGUCCUUUAUGUUCUGGUCUUUCGAAUACUGUCCUUCCUUUGGUAUCUUCUGUUGUUUCUACUUCACACGAAGGAAGCGGAGGAUCAUACACAUUCUGGUAUGACACUUUUCAAAAGAUUGAAUUAAGAUUAACACCAGAAUUAAUCGAUUUCUGUAAGGAUGGUGAACAUAAAGCAGAUUCAGUUUGGAAAACAGUGAAAGAGAAAAUUGCUCAUCUACUCUACGGGACGGAUCUUUCCUCCGAUAUGACAUCCAUGAUAACAGUCUUCACUCGAGCAGCCUACAUGUUCGGUUUGAAUGUGGAACCCGACGAUGAAAACAGCCGAGUUUCGUUAAUUGCCUGGGCAACAUGUGCCUACACUAUACAAUGUCAUGAGCUUACACUAAGAGAGAGUUCAAAUCAAGAGACUUAUCCAAAACGCGAGUUUGAUAUGAUUAAGUCGCUGGUUUCUCUGGCUGGCACCGUGAGCUCAAUCAGCAAACCACGUGACGUUGUGAGUCAUUGCAUCCGUCUUUUCUCUGUGAUUAGCGGGAGUGAUAAAGUACCUCAAGAAAAAUGGACAAUUGUGAAUAUAGAUGUUUUUGAUUGGAUGGUGAAAAUGCGAUUCACAUUGCCUAGUUUGGAUCUUUUAAAUUAUACUGAAAUGACAUCAUCAAGAAACGGUGACGGAUUGUCGUCGAUGGAAAUGGAUGGUUUUGUAUUUCAUUUUGCCCUCACGGCUUGUAUCACUCAGAUCUUGCUAACGACGUCGGGAGAGAUACCCUCAGAUGAAAUGGACGACCCUCCUCAAAUGAACGACGACGCCUCAAAACAUUUAGCUAAUUUAUGGAGAAAAAUUCAUCAUUUACGGAAUCCUUCUGUGCAGACUCACAAUCACCCGAAUGCCCAAAGACUGAUGAUGCACAUAAAAUUACGCUUGUUACCAUUCCUACGAUGUUGCGUAAUAUUCUUUCAUAUUUUAAACAGCACAAGAAUUCCUUUGGCUCUUCGAGAAAGAUUCCAUUCUUUUCACGAGGAAUAUGACGCUUUGGCAACAUUCCUGGCGAUACCUCGCUCACUGACCGAUUUAUUCACCUGGAAUGAUUUAGAGAGUACCUUUAAUAGCAAGACAAUUUCAAACAUCGUUGAAAGAUGGUGUACUAAAGCGAGAAGUGAAAUUUACAUUCCUAAUCAACUGAGCUUUGAGCUCAGCAAAAAAUUGUUAAUUCAACUUCCUAAAGACUUCAGUGUACUAAUAAAUCAAGCAUCACAGUACGAAUGUCCAGUGUUCUCUGGUAUAGAAAACAGUGUGCCUGCGUUAUGUCUGAUCUGCGGUGCCUGGUGCUGUUGCGAGGGUUGGUGUUGUAGGGAGGUUUUAAGGGGAAUAAACGUCGGUUCUUGUACUGCGCAUGCCUCGCGAUGUGGUGCUGGUAUAGGAAUCUUUCUUCGUGUGCAGGAUUGCCGCGUUGUUCUUCUUAAUGGUAUAGGCAAAGGAUGUUUUCAUCCAUCGCCGUAUCUUGAUGCUUACGGUGAAACUGACCCUGGACUGAGGCGUGGAAAUCCACUAUAUUUAUGUGAAGAUCGUUUCGAAAAACUGCGCAAACUUUGGAGUAAACAUGGUGUUUGCAGUGAAAUAGUUCGAACUUUGGAAAGUAACAGACAAUUAAUGCAAAUAGACUGGGCUUCUUACUAGAGCUACAUUAAACAUAGAAAUACUGUAUGUUAUAGUUGUUGUAAGUUUCGUUAUCUAUUCUAGAAUAUAUGAAACAAUUACUCUAACUAUGUUUUUUAGAUUUCGUGCCAUCAGAUAGUAAUUACUCUGCAUAAUUUGUAUGUAUAAUACGUUUUGUUUUCAAAAAUUAGAUUCGAUAGUUAUCCGGUAA
This is a messenger RNA of Xenia sp. Carnegie-2017, 5606 nucleotides long. Its product is annotated as E3 ubiquitin-protein ligase UBR2-like. NCBI's taxonomy places the organism in Eukaryota, Metazoa, Cnidaria, Anthozoa, Malacalcyonacea, Xeniidae. Gene Ontology annotation, biological process: ubiquitin-dependent protein catabolic process via the N-end rule pathway; protein ubiquitination. The transcript is spliced from 48 exons. Gene Ontology annotation, molecular function: zinc ion binding; ubiquitin protein ligase activity. The coding region runs from base 206 to 5416 and encodes 1736 amino acids. The record is from RefSeq and is a predicted model, not a curated record. Gene Ontology annotation, cellular component: ubiquitin ligase complex; cytoplasm.